AUGCAUAUCUUUGUCGCGAUUGCCUGCUUUGUCGGUGCAGCUGUCGCCGCUCCCAGCGGAGGAUAUGAAGUAGCGGCAGUCGACAGCCACUCCAUACCUCGCUAUGAAUUCAACUACGCUGUCAAAGACCCACAAACUGGAGACAACAAGGCACAAACCGAGGUUCGCGAUGGCGACGUCGUUAAGGGUUCCUACUCUCUCACAGAGCCCGACGGUACCUUGAGAGUAGUUGACUACAGUGCUGAUUCCGUACGAGGUUUUAAUGCCGUCGUCAAACGUGUCGGCAAUGCGGUCCAUCCACAGACAAUACAAGCCCCAGUGAUUAGCAAACAAAUCAUCCAACCAGUUUAUGAGCAAAUCGCUCCUAUUGCAGCACCCAUCCAUGGCAAUGCCUUCUCGUACUCAUCGAACGUUCUCAACCUUGGGAGUUUGAAUAACGGUUUGGGAUUACAUUACGGAUUGGGGCUCAAUAACGGUUUGGAACUCAAUAACGGAUUUGGACUUAAUGACGGAUUGGCACUUAAUGACGGCUGGGGACUAGAUAGCGGCUUGGGAUUGAAAGGAUCUUUGGACCUCGGUCAUGGUUAUGGAGGAUACAAACAUUAA
Nymphalis io (European peacock) is the source of this 606-nucleotide messenger RNA. It is a transcript of the gene CPR57, whose product is annotated as cuticle protein 7-like. Bases 1 to 606 code for a protein of 201 amino acids. Lineage: Eukaryota; Metazoa; Arthropoda; Insecta; Lepidoptera; Nymphalidae. The record is from RefSeq and is a predicted model, not a curated record. The transcript has 3 exons. Gene Ontology annotation, cellular component: extracellular matrix.